AUGGCUUUGCUUUUCGAGGCUCUGGCGAAGGCGAUAACGCCGAAACCUCAAGAAAAUCAGUUAAAAACUACGUUUCAACAACUACGAUUCAAAGACAGUCGACCAUGGAUCACGUGUCGAAAUCAUGCUAUCCAGAGCUCUUUCCGUGGUCGAAUUUCGCAAGCAUAUAAGCAUAUCAUCGAAAAUUUUUUGCAUGUGAAUCUCGAAUAUCCCCGAGCGGCUGGAAAAUGGAAUUCAUCCUCCUAA
This is a messenger RNA of Necator americanus (New World hookworm), 246 nucleotides long. RefSeq lists its product as uncharacterized. Bases 1 to 246 code for a protein of 81 amino acids. The record is from RefSeq and is a predicted model, not a curated record. The transcript is spliced from 4 exons. NCBI's taxonomy places the organism in Eukaryota, Metazoa, Nematoda, Chromadorea, Rhabditida, Ancylostomatidae.